AUAUGGAAGGAGGAGACAUAGCUAGGGUUUAUACCCCAACUGCAGAUUAUUGUCAGAUGGUGUGCACUUAUCAUCCAAGAUGUCUUUUGUUCUCCUACAUACCUGGAAGCUCGGUAAAAACUACUGCAAGGUUUUCUUGCUUCCUGAAAGAAAUUGAUACUCAAGAAUUACCAAAGAUUUACAGGGAAGGAAUAAUCUCUGGUCAUUCUCAGAAGCAAUGCACUCAAAUUACUGCUUGCAGUAAAAAAGUCUAUGAAGGACUGGAUAUGCAAGGGGAAAAUUACAAUAUAACUACUGCUGACAAUUAUCAUCACUGCCAACAGAGAUGCACCAAUGAUAAGCACUGUUACUUUUUUACAUAUACCUUAGAAUCAUUUCACAGUGCACCACUACGUAAUAAAUGCUACUUGAAAUAUAGCAGCACAGGAACCCCAAAUCAUAUAAGGCAGCUUAGGAAUGUUGUUUCUGGAUUUUCAUUGAAAACAUGCCAACUUGCCCAAACAGAUUGUCAAAUGGAACUUUUUCAACAUUUUGCUUUUUCUGGAAUUACUGUUGCAAAGGUUUUGACCCCUGACAAAUUUAUAUGCAGAACAGUUUGUACCUACCGUCCAAACUGCUUAUUCUUUACGUUUUUCAGCAGUGAAUGGGAAGUAAAAAGCCAGAGAUAUACCUGUCUAAUGAUGACUUCAAGAAGUGAAAAACCAGAGAAAAUUACAGAAAGAGCAAAUGUUAUAUCAGGAUUCAGUCUCUUGAACUGCCGUAGAGCCGAACCUGCAUGCCAUUCCCAGACCUACCCUGAAUUAAACUUCGGUGGGACAGAACUGAAUGUGGAAUAUGUCAGUGGGCACAACGCUUGCCAGCAACUUUGUACAAUGACCCUACGCUGCCAAUUUUUUACUUAUGUUUUCCGUAAAAUGCAGUGCAACCAACAAGGCAAAUGUAAAUGCUAUUUAAGAAUGUCGGCCAAUGGGUCCCCAGAUAAUAUUGAGGCUGAGAAUGAAAUAGUUUCAGGCUAUUCUUUAAGACUGUGCCAAACUAGUGAAAGCCCUGUCUGUGUGCAGAAACCAGAAAAACGGUCAAGGGUUGUUGGAGGAUCAAACUCUUCUGUUGGUGAAUGGCCUUGGCAAGUCAGUUUACACACAAUGCUCCCUGUUCAGAUCCAUCAGUGUGGUGGUUCAAUCAUCAGUGACCAAUGGAUUUUGACAGCUGCCCAUUGCUUUCAAAACUUUCCGUUAACUGAACUUUGGCGUGUUUACAGUAGCAUUUUGAAACAGUCUGAAAUAACAAAUGAAACUACUUUCUUCAAAAUCCAAAAAAUGAUUGUUCAUCCCAGAUAUGAAAUUUCAGAGUCAGGAUAUGACAUUGCUUUACUAAAAUUUGACAGAGCCUUGAAUUUCAGUGGCUCAAUCGAAGACACGCUACAAAAAGUCAAAAUUCCCAUAAUACCAAACACAGAAUGUCAGUCUCAAUACCCAGACUAUAGAAUAACUGACAAGAUGCUGUGUGCUGGCUACCCAGGAGGAGGCAAAGAUGCUUGCCAGGGAGACUCAGGUGGUCCCUUGUCAUGUAAAUUUGAGAACAACUGGUAUGUGGUUGGCAUCACCAGUUGGGGUGAAGGAUGUGCUCGUCCAGAACAGCCAGGUGUUUAUACCGUUGUGGCUAAGUUUGUAGAUUGGAUUCUGGAGCAAACUUUACAAAAUUAAAACUGGGUUAAAUUAAUCCUACAUGCUACUAAUUUCAUGCGGGUUUGUUCAAAUGCCUAUUUUAUCAUGCUUUUGCAUCAUUUUAAAAUUUUGGAAGAAACUGCCCAAAAAUUCAUAUUUAAAUGUGUAUAUUUUAAAUUUACUUUAUCAGACCAUUUCAGACCAUGGAAAUUCAGAUGAAUUUGAGAUUCUAUUUCAGUUUUUAUUUCUGUGUAUGGAAUAAGGUAAUUCACAGUGGAGUUUACAAAGAUGGGUUUCUGGCCAACAGAUAUGAAGUUCUUAAAGAAAAAUCUUAGAAAUGUAGUCAAUAUAUUAAUCUUGAAGAAUCUGACGUACUUAUCCAAUGACAUAAUAAUGUAUUAUAAUUAUUUUUUGAACCCGCAAAUGUAUUUUUCCUUAAUGUGAAUAAAUUUUA
Ahaetulla prasina is the source of this 2118-nucleotide messenger RNA. RefSeq names its product kallikrein B1 (gene KLKB1). Gene Ontology annotation, cellular component: extracellular region. The record is from RefSeq and is a predicted model, not a curated record. Gene Ontology annotation, molecular function: serine-type endopeptidase activity; protein binding. Gene Ontology annotation, biological process: proteolysis. The transcript is spliced from 12 exons. NCBI's taxonomy places the organism in Eukaryota, Metazoa, Chordata, Lepidosauria, Squamata, Colubridae. Bases 3 to 1703 code for a protein of 566 amino acids.